CCAACCACCAGCAGCCAGCCAGCCAGCCAGCCAGCCAACCAGCCAGCCAACCAACCAGCCAGCCAAAUAGCCAGCCAACCCAAACCAGCCAGCCAACCAACCAGCCAGCCAGCACCCAAUAGCCAGCAACAAGCCACCAACCAUCCACCAACCAACCAGUCAGCCAGCCAUCCAGCCAGCCAAACAGCCAGCCAACCAACCAGCCAGCCA
Messenger RNA from Salvelinus sp. IW2-2015, 210 nucleotides. The record is from RefSeq and is a predicted model, not a curated record. NCBI's taxonomy places the organism in Eukaryota, Metazoa, Chordata, Actinopteri, Salmoniformes, Salmonidae.